Messenger RNA from Seriola aureovittata, 2162 nucleotides. RefSeq names its product N-ethylmaleimide-sensitive factor attachment protein, alpha b (gene napab). Lineage: Eukaryota; Metazoa; Chordata; Actinopteri; Carangiformes; Carangidae. Bases 127 to 1014 code for a protein of 295 amino acids. Gene Ontology annotation, molecular function: syntaxin binding; soluble NSF attachment protein activity. Gene Ontology annotation, biological process: intracellular protein transport; regulation of synaptic vesicle priming; synaptic transmission, glutamatergic. The record is from RefSeq and is a predicted model, not a curated record. The transcript has 11 exons. Gene Ontology annotation, cellular component: vacuolar membrane; terminal bouton; synaptobrevin 2-SNAP-25-syntaxin-1a complex.
AGAGGUGAUGGUUACUUCGCUGCCGGUGAUGUGACAAGGCAAACCCGUUGCUGCUAGCACUGGUUAGCAAGUUGUUGGCUUUCGCAUUUCCUCGUCCCUCCUCAGAAUCAGAGCAAAGACACGAAAAUGGAUAAUAGUGGGAAAGAAAAAGAAGCAACGGCUCUAAUGACUGAGGCCGAAAAGAAAGUAAAGUCAUCGCAGUCGUUUUUCGGAGCGCUGUUUGGAGGCUCCUCCAAGCUGGAAGAGGCAUGUGACAUGUAUGUGAGGGCAGCCAACAUGUACAAAAUGGCCAAAAAUUGGUGUGCUGCAGGAAAUGCAUUCUCCCAAGCUGCUCGCCUUCACCUGCAGAUGCAGAGCAAACAUGAUGCAGCCACUAACUUCAUAGAUGCUGGAAACGCCUUCAAAAAAGCAGAUCCACAAGAGGCCAUAAACUGCCUAAACCGAGCUAUUGAGAUUUACACCGACAUGGGGCGUUUCACCAUCGCAGCCAAACAUCAUAUCACCAUUGCUGAAAUAUAUGAGACAGAGCUGGUGGACAUCGACAAGGCCAUUGCUCAUUAUGAACAAGCAGCAGAUUAUUACAAAGGGGAAGAAUCCACCAGUUCAGCGAACAAGUGCCUUCUGAAAGUAGCAACCUACGCAGCUCAGCUGGAGCAGUACCAAAAAGCUAUUGAGAUCUAUGAACAGGUCGGAACGCAUGCAAUGGACAGUACGCUCCUGAAAUACAGUGCCAAGGAUCACUUCUUCAAGGCAGCGCUCUGUCACUUCUGUGUAGACAUGCUGAACGCAAAACUUGCUGUGCAGAAGUACGAAGAAAUGUUUCCAGCCUUUUCAGACUCGAGAGAAUGCAAACUGAUGAAGAAACUUCUAGAUGCCUAUGAAGAACAGAAUGUGGAAGCCUACACUGAUUCGGUGAAGGAAUACGACACCAUUUCACGGUUGGACCAGUGGCUCACCACCAUGCUUCUCCGCAUCAAGAAAACCAUACAGGAUGACGAGAGUGACCUCCGCUGACUUCCCCCCCUGUUUGUCCUCAAGUCCUUUACAACAGACUUGCAUCCUUUGUUUUGCCUUGAGCCUGUCACUUUCAUUCUAGCAGCAAUCUUAACUCUUUGACCAUUAGACCCUGAUAUUCCUUCACAAAUACUGUGUUUCCUUCCAACCAUCUGCAGUAUUUUCUUCCUGCCUUUUUAAUAUUCUCAACUCAGUGCUCCAAAAAUUAUGGUCUUUAUAGGUAUAAACACUAUUUUCCUGAGUGCAUACUGCACACAGUAUGUGGUUGUAUAUUAUUAUGAUACAGGUAUUGGCACAAUUUUAAGAUCGUCAUAAUUGGGCUGUAAUACCAAAUACUCAUACCAGCAGAGUUGCGUAAUAAAGGCUUUAUUUUUAUUUUCAUUAUUAUAAAAUGGAUGAGAGGUUGCCAACUUACUAACACUUUGAUCUACAAAAUAUAUUUUCCAGAAUGUGCUUUAGACCGAACUGAACGGACCAAAAUGCCAGUAUUGACUAAAGCAGUCACAUUGGCUUUUGGUACUUUGAGUGCUCGAGUAUACUGUAGGUCAUAUCAGGGCAUCUCUAAUUAAACAGCACUUCAUCUCAGCUGUGGAGCUGCUCCAAGCAGAGAGGCCAAGAGUUUCGGAAGUUACUCCAUGGCAAAUACCCCCUCUGCCUUAUACUGCGAAGUUCUCAGGACGUGAACAGCUAAGAUUUGAUGAAAAAAAUUAAUUGAAAAAUCAUUGCUUUUAUCAAGCAUUAUAAAUUGAUUAGCUAAUUGGUUUUUGUCACUUCCGUUUAAAGUGCUUUUAUUCCACAAAAGAAGGAGAAAAAAGCUAUUCACCUUUGUGAACAUUUGCAUGGUUUGGUACGGAUGAGAGAACCAGAACAGCUGAUUUCCACUAUAUAGGGAUUAUUUCUCAAGUGUUUUUUUUUUUUUAAUUGUCUCAUUUGUUUGUUUGUUGUCAUAACUAACCAGGCUGAAAAAAAAAAAAUUUUCAGGCCUGCACAAAAUGCAAUACAAUGAAGAAAAAGGAGCUUUACUGAUCUGAACACUGUGCUCAUGUAUCCUCCUGGUGAUUUUUGUCAAUAGACAAUUGGUCUUAAAUACUUUGUAUAUUAGUGAUGUUUCCUGUCAAACGUUUGAAUAAACCUGUCUUAGUACAUCA